AUGCUCGACACCUUUAAAGUUUACUUGGACCUUUGCUCACAACCCUGCCGUUCGGUCUAUAUUUUUGCAAAAAAGAACAAAAUUCCUUUUGAUUUUAAAAAGGUUUUGCUGAUGGAAGGAGAGCAGUAUGGAGAAGACUUUGGGAAGAUCAACAUGAUUAGGAAAGCCCCUGCUAUAUGAGACGGAGACUUCUGCUUGGCUGAGAGCAUUGCCAUCAUGAUGUACCUGGCUGAGAAGUUUGGGACGCCAGAGCAUUGGUAUCCCUCCGACCUGCAGAAGCGGCGCGUGAACGAGUACUUGUCCUGGCAACACAUGGCCAUCCGAAUGCACGGCUCCAAGAUAUUUUGGGGGAAGCUCAUGAUUCCAAAGAUAAUGGGUGUGGAGGUCCCUAAGGAGAAGAUGGAUGCAGCUCUGGAGGACUUGAACAGCUCGCUCACGCUCAUCGAAGAGAAGUUCCUUCAGGACAGGCCCUUCAUAGCGGGGGAGCAGCUCUCUCUGGCGGACCUGGUGGCCGUAGUGGAGGUGAUGCAGCCUGUAGGUGCCGGGGUGGAUGUGUUUGAGGGGCGUGCGAGGCUGAGAGCAUGGCGAGACCGAGUGAGAGAGGAGGUUGGGGCAGAGCUGUUCGAUGAGGCCCACCAAGACAUCCUAGCUGCCCAGGACAUGAUCAAGACGUUGGACGCCAGCAAGAUGCAGGGCUUCAGACCCAAGAUCUUCAGCUUAUUUUUCUGAAGGAUUAUGGUAGAUAAAGGAACACAACAUUAUACAGUAUAAAACAACCAUAAUCAAUUAUAAGAAAAAAUGACAAUCAGGUCAUUUUUAUUUCAAGUAAACUGUAAACCAUUCACUUGCUUAUCUUCGAGCUCCCUGUCCCCUAACCCUAGCCUCUGAAUGGCCUGGUCACAUGACCCUCCCUGUUGGGUUCAUCACUCCCAGCUGUUGAUCACUGAGGGUUGUGUUUGGUCAGGAUUGAGGGAUGUGUCAUGUGACAUGUUGGUAGGAAAAUAUGCUUUCUCAUGGGAGAUGAAGGGAUUUGCUAAGGGUAAGAUGCAGCCCUAGGUCAAAAAUUGUGUUGAAAUCCUUACAUAUGGGUCAGAUAGGUGAAAUAUGAACAUGUUUGCAAUUCAUGCCUUCUCCAUUCUGCUAGAAAAAACUGUCUUGUAUUUUGAUCUAGGACUGUAACGGCGUUUUGUUGGUAACCUCAAUAAAAUUCCUUUCUUGCU
Molecule: messenger RNA, 1220 nt
Organism: Hypomesus transpacificus
Lineage: Eukaryota; Metazoa; Chordata; Actinopteri; Osmeriformes; Osmeridae
Gene: gstt1b
Product: glutathione S-transferase theta 1b
Biological process (GO): glutathione metabolic process
Cellular component (GO): cytoplasm
Molecular function (GO): glutathione transferase activity
Source: RefSeq, a predicted model, not a curated record